UUGUCGUUAGUGAAAGCACAGAUAGAUGAGUAGAACAUCUUUGGUAAAAGUAAUGGGAUGUGCAAAUGUUGGCUAUCUAUAGAAAACGGGUAUAGUUUGCUAGCUAACUAGUAUAGUAUUAGCUAGCUUGCAUAAAGAUAUCAACCUUUUUAGCUACGUUGUAAGCCCUCAGUGUAUAUUCUAGGCUUGGUCACUCCUAACGUUAGCAUCAAACUCUUUAGCUAGCUAACAGUAGCUUGUUUCAGUGGCUUCUUUUUCUUUGCAAACUAGCUAUGGAUAACAUUAUUGAUCCAGCAUCAGAACAAGAUCUCCAUCUGUUCUCCUUGCGUCUCCUGGUUCCACCUCUACGCCUGAUGUCUGCUUUCAUGUGGCAAGUGGCUCAAGAGCGUAAUGUGAUGCAGUAUGGGAAGCUGGAGGAGUUUGUGACUUUGGUGACAGAGAUGGUUCCAGAGCUGCUGAGUUCCAGGCAGAGGACCCAACUCAUCCUGGGACUGAGAGCAAGGCUGGUUUUAGAGUUGUGUCGCAGUAAGGACACAGCUGACCUGCUGACCAUCCAGGCCCACCUGGACAUAAUCAACACGUUGACAGAAAAGUCUUUACACAAAGAGAGUCAUGGUGAUGAAUUGGAGGCUGCAGAUUCUAACUUUGUGGAGCUAGUCCAAACCCUGCUGGAAGACCCUUCUGAUAGGGAGCAUUUUUUCCAGGAGGUGUUCCCAGUCCACUAUGGCCCUCGGUAUGACACAGCGCUGCAGACACUGAUGUGGGAGUUCCUUUCCAGACUGGAGGAGCUGCUGCCUGUACCAGACCUCGCGCAGACAACAGCAUGGCUCAGUGCUGCCCCCUCUGUCCUGGAGGGAUGUGGACAUACUGUCUUUGACCCUGAACAACUGAAGACAGUGCUGCAGCACCAUCAACGUCAUGGAAACCUGAACAAGUGUCAUGUCUCUAAAUACACUGCAGAUACCAUCCUGUCCACACUGUCCCUCCCUCCCAAAAUGAGAGUUGUUAUUAACUACGAGCCAGACAACUCUGACAAUGUGAGGCCAUACUCAGAUGAAGAUGAAUGCAUAGAUAAGGGGGUAGAGGUCUGUGAAUAUGAAGACCACAAUGAAAUCCUGGAUGAAGGCACUGAUAGAUGUUUGGAGGAUCUAGGACUGUCAACAUCAGAGGAACAGGAACAGGAGGGUCUGUCACCUGCAGAGACCUCAGUGUUGGUUACUCCAGUACCCUGUGAUGAAUUGGACUUGGAUCAUUCUCUCAACGUAAUGGUGAAUGCUGACAAGCCAUCCCAGGUUCUUACCUGGACUCUGCCUCCAUUAUCUCACAGUGAAAUGGCCAACCUCUGCAAGACCGACCAAGUAGAAAAGGACAGAAAGCAAGUUGACAAGAAAGAGGAGGUGGUCAGAAAGGGAGACAAAAAGAGGGUGAUCAAACGGGUUGGCAAGAAAACAAAGGUGGUCAGAAAGGGAGACAAGAAGAGGGUGAUCAAACAGGUUGACAAGAAAAAAAAGGUGGUCAGAAAGAGGGACAAAAAGAGGGUGAUCAAACAGGUUGACAAGAAAAAAGAUGGAUCCCCUGCACCCCAAAACAGGACUCAUACAUGUGAGUGUGGGAAGGUUUUCAAAAAACCAUCACUGCUGACGCUACAUAUGGGAGUUCACACGAUGCCAUAUCAUUGUGACCAGUGUCCCAAACGAUAUGCUACUCCUGGGGCUCUGAAAAAGCACCAGUUACUUCACACAGAAGAAAGACCAUUCGCAUGUGAACACUGUGACCGGAGGUACAGGAGUGCAUAUGAUCUCAAAGUGCACAUACGCAUUCAUUCUGGGGAGCGCCGUCACAUGUGUACUGUCUGUGGUAAGAGGUUUACCCAGCAGUGUGCACUAGUGAGACACACGCGAAUGCAUGCUGGGGAGAAGAAUUAUUUAUGUAGCAUAUGUGGUAAGGCAUUUCUUACCUCAGGAGAACUGCGGUUGCAUACACGAACGCACACAGGAGAAAACCCCCACACCUGUAAACAUUGUGGAAAGGGUUUCAAAGUAUCUUGCCAUCUUAUGGUUCAUCUGCGAUCUCACACAGGCGAGCGUCCUUACACCUGCACCCAAUGCCCCAAAUCUUUCACUACCUCAGACUCUCUUAGAACGCACAUAUAUACUCACACUGGGGAGAAACCUCACCGGUGCUCAGAGUGUGGGAAAACAUUUACCCAAAGGGGUAAUAUGGUAAAUCAUAUGAGAAGAGUUCAUAGACCUGUUAAGAUUCUCCAAAAGUACUCCCAACAGAAAGAAAGACAAAGUCUCGUUAAAAAAAAAAAAUUGAGACCAAAAUAAACUAUGUAGGAGUUAAUUCCAAUGUAAAUACCACACGGUCCCGUGGCUCAGUUGGUAGAGCAUGGCGCUUGCAACGCCAGGGUUGUGGGUUCAAUUCCCACGGGGGGACCAGGAUUCAAUUCCCACGGGGGGACCAGGAUGAAUAUGUAUGAGCUUUCCAAUUUGUAAGUCGCUCUGGAUAAGGGCGUCUGCUAAAUGACUAAAAUGUAAAUGCAGUAUACACAUGAUUUUACAGGUCCUCUUUUGUAUAUCAGAUUAUCAUACCAAAACAUGUUUUUCAAUAAACUUCUUCAGAUUUUUCAUGUCUACA
Salvelinus namaycush (lake trout) is the source of this 2640-nucleotide messenger RNA. Its product is annotated as zinc finger protein 34-like. Gene Ontology annotation, molecular function: telomeric repeat DNA binding. Gene Ontology annotation, biological process: regulation of telomere maintenance via telomere lengthening; telomere capping. The transcript has 8 exons. The record is from RefSeq and is a predicted model, not a curated record. Gene Ontology annotation, cellular component: shelterin complex. Lineage: Eukaryota; Metazoa; Chordata; Actinopteri; Salmoniformes; Salmonidae. Bases 273 to 2330 code for a protein of 685 amino acids.